GCAAUCGAUUGUUGACUGGGCCGAAAUUCCAUAUACCGUUGGCCUAUAUGGAAUCCCGGCCCAUAUAAUAUUUGAUCCAACUCAGAGCUGCUGGCGAUAGCCGAUAGGGGUCUUUCGGUAAUUUUUCGAGGAGUUGGGGAGGGAGGGAUUCGACCGGCGGCGAUCGGGAUAGGCGGAGGCCGGCGAGAGCGAUGGAGGAGGAGGUGACGGGGAGCGGCGGGGGAAUUGGGCGGAAGAUGGCAGCGGGGGAGGUGGAUCUUAAGGAGAAAUCGGGGACGGCGUGGAGCCACUCGUACCUCAACCAGAAGCCGUGGCACCCGCUCUCGUACCCGAACCAGCGCCGCAAGUGGAUCGCCGAGCAGGUCCACGCCAAUCACGCGCGCCGCCAGGAGGAGGUGCAGCGGGAGUUCGCACAGGAACAGGAGUUCUUCCGGCAGACCGCACUCUUCUCUAAGAAGGACAAGGAGAAGAUGGAGGUAAUGAAAGCUGUGAGUUUUAUGUACGUGCGCCCACCGGGAUACAAUGCAGAGAGUGCAAAAGCUGCUGAAAUUGAAGAUGAGAAGAAGAGGUCGGAUCCAGGUGACAUGGGUACUGCAUCUGCAAGUACCUCUUCAAUACCUGACAAGGGACCUGAAAAGGCUAAAUCAGGCGCAGAUAAGAAAAAUAGGCCAAAAGAUGUUUUUGGUCGGCCAUUGGCAACAGAACAAGAAUUUGAAGUUCUCAAGAAUGCUCCAAGGUUAGACACAGGUGCUCCUGCAAGGGUCAAACCAUUUGGAGUUGAAGUUCGUAAUGUUAGAUGUUUAAGGUGUGGAAACUAUGGUCACCAAAGUGGUGACCGGGAAUGUCCCUUGAAGGAUGCAAUCAUGCCUAACGAGGAGAGUCGGUUGAAAAGAGACGAUCCACUUACAACUAUAAUGGCGCAGACGGAUUCAAGUGAGCCUCUGAAGUGGGAACUUAAGCAGAAACCAGGCAUGAGCCCUCCUCGUGGUGGAUUUGACCCAGAUGAUCCUAAUCAGCAGAUUGUGGCAGAAGACAUCUUUGAUGAAUAUGGAGGUUUUCUGGGCAACUGUGAUAUCCCAGCUCUCAUUUCCAAUUUUUCUGCUACCAAAUCCAAGAAACGUUCCAAGAAGAAAAGCAAGCACAAGCAGGCUAAGUCUGCUAUUCAUGAGGACUCUGGUAGACAUGAAAGCAGUUACCAUCUAUCAUCGGACUUUGACAAUGAGAAGAGAAACAUAACAUCAAGAAGCAAGAGAAAGAAAGCAAACUGUUCUGAUUCAUCAUAUUCUGAUUCCGAGAUAGAUGCUAGAAAAGGCAAGAGCAAGUCAAAGCAUAAGCAUACGAAGAAAUACCAGUUAAAGUCUUCUGAUUCAGAAUUUGAUGUCCGUGAAGAUACAAGGCGGCGUCUGAAGAGAGACCACAUGAAGGAGAAAAGAGAUGAGUCACCAUUGCCGUUCUCUAAGGAUCAAGGAGACACAGAAGGCAAGAGGCAUUCAAGGUGUUCAAGGGAGAAGCACAACUACAGUUAUUCAUCGAGUUCUUCUGAGAGAGGCAGGCGGCGUUCGAGGGAGAAACGUCACUACAGUUAUUCACCAAGUUCUUCUGAGAGAGGCAGGCAUUCUCUACGGCACAAGGAGAAACAAUAUUACAGUGACUCAAGUUCUGAUCGGAGCCAUCGACACUCGAGAAGAUCGAGGGAGAAGAGACAUGAUAGAGACUCAAGUUCUCCUGAUGCCAUCAGGCGCUCAAGUAGAUCGACGGAGAAACAGCGCCGUCCUGAUACAAGCCCACGUCAUGCCAACGGGCAUUCAAAGAAAUCAAGUGGCAAGCAAGACUAUACUGAGCGUAGCCGUUACGAAACCAGUAGACAUUCAAGGAGAUCUCAGGAGAAACGGCACUACCCUGAUUCUAGCGCCUCUGAUUACUCGGACUCUGAUCAGCACAAAAAACAUCGCCACCAUCAUAGGAGAAAAUGAACUGGCAGUGUAUAAGGUAAAAUGCCCUAUCUGAAGUAGUGAUAUUUAUAUAUCUGGGGACCGCUCUGGAUGUGACGCAUUAAGGGUACCUUGUCCCUUUCUUGAGAUCACCAGAAUCCGCCUGGAGUCUUGUGCUCGGUGGCUGAUCUCAGGGCUUUGUGAUGUUAUUACAGUAAUGUACACGGUGUAACAGAGUUUCUUCAUACUGGGAGAAUGGUUGUUUGGGUCUUCAAACGGUUGUGUUGUUGUAGAACGUGGUGGGGGGCGUAACGUCACGGGCUGUUUAGUUCUGUGCCUGAGCUAGCCUUCUGAUCUACUGUGGACUCACUAAUAAGCUUCAUGUGAAAUGUGUAGCACUUGUACGCAAGAGUGCUUCCCAAAUGCCAGGACUUCAUUGUUUAUGGCUCCAACAUUGAACGUUUUAUCUUUUCUUAGCUGUUUUAGAAGUUGUAACGUCCUUACUAAGGCUGUAUGCAUGGAAGUGCAAAAGACUGGAACUUGUUUCCAUUAUAGAAAAAAAAUGACAGGACUUCAGAAACACUUUUGA
Zea mays is the source of this 2520-nucleotide messenger RNA. RefSeq names its product zinc knuckle (CCHC-type) family protein. The coding region runs from base 192 to 1973 and encodes 593 amino acids. Gene Ontology annotation, molecular function: transcription corepressor activity. NCBI's taxonomy places the organism in Eukaryota, Viridiplantae, Streptophyta, Magnoliopsida, Poales, Poaceae. Gene Ontology annotation, cellular component: nucleus. Gene Ontology annotation, biological process: negative regulation of DNA-templated transcription. The transcript is spliced from 6 exons. The record is from RefSeq and is a predicted model, not a curated record.